AUGCGGGCCAAGCGCUCCAGGCCAAGCACACCCCACCAGCCGUCCCGGUGUAGUCACAAGACAUGCUCUGCCGCCCCACCCACCCGACCGCCAACCACAGCACAGCGCCCGACCCCGGGCCAGGAAGCCGUGGAAAGAAGGCCAAACCCGGGGGCGCCCCAGCCCAUCGGCCACCCGCACCCCCGCACGGCGCACCCCAGCUCAAAUCCGACUAGAGGGCCCAUUCCCUCUCCCGACCUCCGACCACAGAUGGGAAAUAGCGAACGGGAAAAACGGUGGGGAAGAGGGUGUGCCCGGCACCCAUACCCCUGCCAGAAGCAGCCCCGCAAAGCUACACUCCGUGGCCCACAAAAGGCAAGAGAGCCCACAGAGCCAAAACCCAUCCGGAAGCCGAGACCAAUCCACCCCGAGACCAACCCCGGCCAGCCUGCACACUCGGGCCAUGCAGACCCCUCCAAACCCCCUCCCCCAGACAGAAAAGGGACCAGCGUCAGUAACCGGAACCAAGACAAGGAACCAGAAACCGAGCCGGAACCACCCAAGACCAAACAACGCCCCCAACCAUCCAAGGCCAACCACCCCUCCCCACCCCAGAAGGAAACCUACACCCACCCCAACAUUCGAACAACUCCCAGAGCACAUAAGACACUGGACAGCCAGGCUGACACCGCCCCACCCCCUCCCGCAGACCCUCCUCCCCGCCAGCAGAAUGUGCUCCUUGAAGGAAGAAGCACCUGCAAUGAGAUGGGACCUACCUGCCAGUUUCGGAGGCCCUUAUGCCUACCGAUACACCAAAGGUCCCCGAGCCAGGGCCGGUCGCCGGGCAUGCACCAGCCCAAAACCCCGGCAACAUACCCGCCAGGACCCAAGACCCCCAAGGCCCAGCCAGGACUCGAGACGGGGAGCGAUACGCCCCAGGGACCCCGAGCCCCAAGCCCACCCCAGACCCACCCAGGAGCAGCACGGGCACCAGGCCAGUGA
This is a messenger RNA of Girardinichthys multiradiatus, 981 nucleotides long. RefSeq names its product extensin-like. Lineage: Eukaryota; Metazoa; Chordata; Actinopteri; Cyprinodontiformes; Goodeidae. The record is from RefSeq and is a predicted model, not a curated record. The coding region runs from base 1 to 981 and encodes 326 amino acids. The transcript is spliced from 2 exons.